This is a messenger RNA of Scylla paramamosain (green mud crab), 2739 nucleotides long. RefSeq names its product putative lipid scramblase CLPTM1. The coding region runs from base 129 to 2141 and encodes 670 amino acids. NCBI's taxonomy places the organism in Eukaryota, Metazoa, Arthropoda, Malacostraca, Decapoda, Portunidae. Gene Ontology annotation, cellular component: endomembrane system; membrane. The record is from RefSeq and is a predicted model, not a curated record. The transcript is spliced from 11 exons.
UCCAAAGGCCUGGCUCAGGAGUGAUCAUGUGCCACCUGUACCAUCAAGAUCAAGAUCAAGUGAGGUGAGCGAGCGAGAGAGAGAGAGAGAGAGAGGCAGCAGGAGAGGGAGAGGAGCAGACGACCAAGAUGCCGCAAGAUAACACAGAAUCCAAGGGUGGUGGUGAUGGGGGUGGUGACGGCGGUGGUGGUGGUGGUGCCGUUGCUGUGAGGGACAGUGGUAAUGCAGGAGGAGAGGUGGCAGUAGCAGGGGAGGCAGCAGAAGGGCAGGUGGAGGGUCAGCAGGGGCAGCAGCAGGGGCAGGAGAGGCAGCCAACAGCAGGGGAGUCCUUCCUGGCCAUUACCAAGUCCCUCGUCAUCAGGGCCAUCAUCAUCUAUUUUAUCACCUCCUUCUUCAGGCGGCCCCAACAGCCCACAACAGCCCCUGGAGAUGCACCCUUGGACGUUACAGGGGGACCAGGUGCUGUCAAGAUCCCAGCAACCAACCUCUUCACAGAUGGUGCUUCCCUUGAUCUCUAUGUUUACAAGUCUGAGUCAGAGAUGUUUGGGGACUUCAGCGACUCCUCAGCUCUGGUGUGGAAGAAGGAGAAUCUUGUGUAUGGGGACUGGACAGGAGGACCCAAUGGAGAUGGCACCUUCACCCACUCUAUGACCUUCCCUGCCUCUGAGAAACUCCGCAACAAUGGGUCGGUGUAUAUCCAUGUGUACUUUGUGCGGAGCGGCUUCUCCCCCGACCCAGCGGCUGGCAGCAGCCGCCACAGCCGCCGCCACACCCUGUACUCCUCGCAGCGCCUCAACAAAUACAAGAGGCGCCGUUUCAAGAAGACAGCAAACCUCAUCACUGGGGAGACGUCUCGGUCAGCGGAGGAAAUACUGAAAGCAGAGACACUGAAGGAGGAGAUCUUGUCCCACUGGCACCCGAACCUGACCAUCAACCUGGUACAUGACUUCACCCAGUGGACUAGAGGAGCUGUACCACCGCCCCUUGAUGAGUUUGUGGAGUUCACUGCUUCUGGGGACAAGUACAAGCCCAUUACCUUCCUCAACACUUACUGGAAUUUGGUGAAGGACUACCAGCCCAUCAACAGCUCCACUACCAACUUGGAACUCUCCCUCACCUUCCAGCCACUCUCUCUCUUCAAGUGGCAGCUGUAUGCCGCACAAGCCAUGAAGAGCAGGUGGCCGGGCACAGCUAUACUGGAGGGCCUGGGAGGGGAGGAGGAUGAGGAGGAGCAGGACACAAUCAAGGAGGCUUUCCUGGAGACUUCACCAUACCUCCUUGGCCUCACCAUCCUUGUCUCCCUCCUCCACUCAGUGUUUGAAUUCCUUGCCUUCAAAAAUGACAUCCAGUUCUGGAACAACCGUGAGAGCCUGGAGGGGCUGUCAGUGAGGUCUGUGUUCUUCAAUGUGUUCCAGUCGGUCAUUGUGCUGCUCUACGUCCUGGACAAUGAGACCAACUUUGUCAUCAAGGUGUCAUGUUUUGUGGGGCUUGGCAUUGAGGUGUGGAAGAUUACCAAGGUGACUGACGUGUCCCUGGACCGAGAGCACCGCAUCCUUGGCUUCCCCCGGCUGCGUUUCACAGACAAGAGCACCUACGUCCACUCCAACACCAGGCAGUACGACCAGCUGGCCUUCCGUUACCUGUCUGUGUGUCUGUUCCCUCUGCUGGGCGGCUACUGUGUCUACUCUCUCGUCUACAAUGAACACAAGGGAUGGUAUUCCUUUGUCCUCUCCAUGCUCUAUGGAUUCCUCCUCACUUUUGGCUUCAUCAUGAUGACACCACAGCUCUUCAUUAACUACAAGCUCAAGUCUGUAGCUCACCUGCCAUGGCGCAUGCUCACCUACAAGGCUCUCAACACCUUCAUCGACGACAUCUUCGCCUUCGUCAUCAAGAUGCCCACCAUGUAUCGCCUCGGCUGCCUCAGGGAUGACGUCAUCUUCUUCAUUUUCCUCUACCAGCGCUACAUCUACCGUGUUGACCCAUCAAGAGUGAACGAGUUUGGCUUCUCACAAGACAUGGAGACGAAAGCCAAAGAGAAGAAACUGCAGGUUGCCUCACAGGGAACAGCAGCAGCGGUAGGCAAUGGGUCGGCUGCUGCAGAGGAGGCUGAGAAGUCUUUAGAGGAGAAGAAGAAGGAUUAAAAAGGGUUUUAUUGAGUAUAUAUGAGAUCUUCACGCAGUUUUUAAUAUUAUUUGAUUGUUGUGGUUAUUUAUGUUUUUAUCAUAUUUUUGGUGUUUCGUGAUUUUUUUUUUUUUUGUUGUUGCAGUAUUCUGUCCUCGUAUUCAUCAUGGAUGGGGUUUGUCUGUUUGUGUGUGUGUGUGUUUGUUUGUGUGUGUUCGUGAUUGUGUGUGUGUGUGUGUGUGUGUGUGUGCAUACGUAAUAUCACACAAAUAUGUAUCUUCACUGUAACCUGGUGUCUGUGUGUGUGUGUAUGUGUGUGUGUUUGUGCGUGCCUGCCCAUCUGCAUGUAUAUUGUGUGUGUGUGUAUGUGUGUGUGUACUGCCCGGUGACCUCUGCUGCCCAGGUCAUCCCUUCCUUCUGACCUUAAAGAAAUUCCUCACUGCAAUUGUAAAAUGUAUCAACAAAUGUCUUGGUCGUCCUUGCAAUGUAUUUUUCUGUGCGGAAGUGUUGCCGUCAAACAAACCCCAGCUCUCGGGACUCAAGGAAGGAAAGGACGUGUGUAUAGCCACAUUAACACGAAAAAACUAAGAAAAAAAAACAUACAAAAAAACAUCAAUA